CCGAAAGAAUAUUAAGGGAUUUUUCCAGCCUAGAAUUCAACUUUUUCCUUGUGUUUCCCAUAUUGACUGGCGCCCUAUGAGCUGCCCUACGAUUUUCACGUAAAAUCAGGACAUUCCAAGUGUGUUUCUAGUGGGUAAUCCAGAGAAAAUCAACGGUAAAGAUGACAACGUACGCUUCGACGAACAAUGGCAGAGAGGCUGACUUCCAGAAGUUGGCCCAAACCAUCGGCACCAGCAUCCAGAAGAUCCUCCAGAAUGUUUCAUCCAUGCAGAGAAUGGUGAAUCAGUUCGGCACGGCUCAAGACUCUCCGGAACUGAAGCAGCAGCUCCACCAGAUCCGGACGUACACACAGCAGCUGAUCACAGACACAGACAAUCUGCUGAAGGAUCUGAACAACUGCAAGGAUCGCCACUUGAAGAUCCAGCGAGAUCGCCUUGUGGAUGAAUUUACGUCCGCCCUGACGGCCUUUCAGGUGGUGCAGCGCAAGACGGUGGACUUCGAGAAGAAUGCCAUCCGUCAGGCUCGCUCCUCGGCCAUCCCCAAGCCGCCCGGCUCCCACUCGGGCAGCCACAAUUCCACAGCUUCCGGUCCCUUUGAAGACAACUUCGUCACGGGCAGUCGCGGUCAGACGCAGGCCCAGAUGCAGGAGGACAUCGAUCUGCAGGCGCUGGAGGAGCAGGAGCGCACGAUUCGCGAGCUGGAGGAGAACAUUGUGGGCGUGAAUGAGAUCUACAAGAAGCUGGGCGCGAUGGUGUACGAGCAGGGUCACGUGGUGGACUCCAUUGAGGCGUCCGUGGAGCAGACUAGUGUGUUUGUGUCCGAGGGAGCGGAGAAUCUCAAGAAGGCUAGUCAGUAUCAGAACAAACUGCGAAAAAAGAAGCUAUUCAUAGCCCUUAUCUUGGCUGCUAUUGUUGCUGUUAUCAUUCUAUUGAUAGUUUGGAGCAAGUAAAUGCGAGAGAGAGAGAGAGAGCCGAAAACGAUGAGCACUUCUUUUGUAUAUUUGUAUGGCUUAGCGCGGAGUUUCAUCCAAUGAAUAAUGGAGUAUUAGGAUUGAGAGUGUUUGCGAGAGAAAGAAAAUAAUCUUAGACAUCUUUUUCUCCCAAUUGAGUAAACUACAUAAAAGUUACAGCAUAAAGGAAUAAAAAAAACAA
This is a messenger RNA of Phlebotomus argentipes, 1152 nucleotides long. It is a transcript of the gene Syx7, whose product is annotated as syntaxin-7. Lineage: Eukaryota; Metazoa; Arthropoda; Insecta; Diptera; Psychodidae. Gene Ontology annotation, biological process: intracellular protein transport; vesicle fusion; vesicle-mediated transport. The coding region runs from base 162 to 950 and encodes 262 amino acids. Gene Ontology annotation, molecular function: SNARE binding; SNAP receptor activity. Gene Ontology annotation, cellular component: endomembrane system; synaptic vesicle; SNARE complex. The record is from RefSeq and is a predicted model, not a curated record. The transcript has 5 exons.